UCAGGGCCAGGCCCGGGGAGCGGGAUGGAGCCGCGGAGGGGAUUGGGGUGCCUGGCUUCUUUCUUCUGGCUCCUUCUGGGCUCCCGCUCCCUGACACAGACCCUGGAGGAACAUCACACCGGGACCUUCUACUUAACAGCUUUUUGUGGUGAUGACGGCUUCUCCGAGAUGACCACCGUCAUCCUGCUGGAUGGGCAGCCGUUGAUGUCGUACAACAGCACGAAUCGGGAGUUAGUUUCCAAGGUGAACUGGUUGUACCAGGUGCUGGGUGGGAAGCUGAUCCGGGAGAAGACAGUAGAGCUGGAGAGCUACGAGAGCGAUUUCCGCUGGCUCAUGGAGAAAUUGUCCAAGUACCAGAACCACGGCAGGGGAAGCCAAACGAUUCAGCUGAUCAUGAGCUGUGAGUUGGACAGAGGCAUCCAGGUGGUUUCUCGGUUCAGGGUUGCCUAUCAAGGGCAGGAUAUGUUGUGGCUCGAUGAGCUGAAGGGGACCUGGGUAAUUACCGAGCUCGCCGAAAAACAGUUUGGGCAUUUCUGGGAGGAGAGACUCUUCCAGUUUCAGGAAGCAGAAUGGUACAUCAAACAGGAAUGUCCAUCCCUGAUGAGGAUGAUACUUCAGUACUGGCACCUCAGAGGGCACAGUCCCAUGACCCUCCCCAAAUGUGUUCUGCUGCUGAUCCAGGUCUCCUGGCUCUCCUGUCCGGUGACAGGCUGCCGAACCAAGUCCUUCCGCAUAAGUGUUGGGAUUCCAAUUAAGUAUCUGGGACCUUCCCACAGGUGUCCAUUUGCUGGCCUGAGUCCCAGGACCCUCUUCCCUGACGCCAGUAUAUAUCCUCACCAUACAUUUUUACAGGUUGACUGUUCAAAUUUGGCUAAGGAAGGCAGGGUAUGA
This is a messenger RNA of Tachyglossus aculeatus (Australian echidna), 891 nucleotides long. RefSeq names its product zinc-alpha-2-glycoprotein-like. Gene Ontology annotation, cellular component: external side of plasma membrane. Gene Ontology annotation, biological process: immune response. The record is from RefSeq and is a predicted model, not a curated record. The coding region runs from base 25 to 891 and encodes 288 amino acids. Lineage: Eukaryota; Metazoa; Chordata; Mammalia; Monotremata; Tachyglossidae. The transcript is spliced from 5 exons.